CAAAUUCUACCUCUAUGGAAUAGCGACGAACGGACGUCUGGCUAUUUGUUCGGUUUUUGUUAAAUAUUUACUGCUUUAUUAUUAAUUCGGAAAACUCAAAUACUUAUAAAACUGUUAAUAAUAUCAUAGUGAUAAAGUUUAUACCCAUUUUAAAGUCUCAAAUGUGUUUGUAAAUAUGUUGUCGAGAUUUCACCAUUAUCACGGGUCAAAUAUAAUUUUAUUUGAGGAUAAUACAGUUGCGUAUAGGAAAGCAAGUUUUGCUCAUGGAUUGACGUUUAGUGAAAAGCCCCUGUUGCCGGGGGAGAUAUUUUUGGUGGAAAUUGAGAAAACUGAACGAGGAUGGAGUGGUCAUAUGCGACUUGGUCUGACUCUGCUUGAUCCUCAGACGGCUGCGUUAGGUGAUAAAGGAUUACCACAAUACGCAUUACCUGACCUUGCUAACACUGGUAUGUCAUGGAUAUUUCCUAUUUCAAAGUCUCAAAACAAUGUACUUGUGGAACUUGUAACUCAAUCAUCAAGUGGGCGGCGGGAGAAUGAACCGCGCGUUUCCGUGCUGGGUGAGGGUCACGUUGUGAAGACCCCUCGCGGAUAUGUGUCCAAAAUGGCCCUUAGACCACAGACUCUUUCACACAAUGGCACUCCACAGGGCAUCUUGCCAAUGGAUGCAGGUAGCCGGAUUGGAGUUAUGUUUGUUCCAUGUCCUAAAGUGAAUAAGGAUGAGCCAGAUCUAGCAGAGAUGCACUUCAUAAUAAAUGGUGAGGACCAGGGACCCUGUACUAAAGUUAUUCCAUAUACAAGAGGUCCAUUACAUGCAGUUGUUGAUGUUUAUGGGACAACCAAACAAGUGAAAAUAGUCCAACUAUAUGGAGUAAAAACCCUACAAAGUACUUGUAGAGAUGCGAUACUACAGUAUGUGAACAAUGGCUCUAUAAAGGCUCUGCCAUUGCCGUCAUGCUUAAAAGACUUUUUACUUUCAUAGAGAUGGCUUAAAAGCAAAGUGUGAACUGUUUGACAAUAAGGCUGUUACAAUUCUUUUUCGAAAAAUAAUAUCUGAGUGAUAUACUUAUUAUUUAAAUAUACUUAUUGGACGAAGAAAAAAAUUUAAUUAAGUGGCAAUAAAAUACGAAAGAACUUUGCAAGAAUAACAAUAAAAAGAAAACAGUGAAGUGUUAUUUGUGGGCAGUAAAGGUUUUGCGGUUAACUGGAAUGUUCUGUGGAAAGGUAAAAGGUAUUUUAGGUUCUAAUUUACCACUCUGCUUCUCUAUUAGCUUCCUUCUAGAAUCCAUAGACAAGUAGUUAGAUACUCCAUAGUGUUACAAGUUUAUAUAACCAAUAGUUCCUGCUGUUUAUAUCCAAUGUUAAAUUCCUGAACAUGUACAUAUAAUUGGUGUUAUUCUUGACUUAAAAAGACUGAGGACAGCAUUGUUGUCACUGGUUUUUACUUUAGAACAUUUAUAUAAAAAAAAUGAUUUACCUACUGUUGAAUUCGCAAACACUGGUCACACAAUUAAAAAAGUUGUUGAAAUAGCUUUUGAACAUUCAGAUUCAGG
Messenger RNA from Spodoptera exigua (beet armyworm), 1550 nucleotides. NCBI's taxonomy places the organism in Eukaryota, Metazoa, Arthropoda, Insecta, Lepidoptera, Noctuidae. The record is from the annotation of a GenBank genome assembly.